CCGCGGCAGCCGCGUGGACCCACCCGGGGCCGGCCGCGGAGGGACGGGCCGGAGGCUGCUCUGCGCGCUUCUCUCCGCUGUCAACCUGGUGCUGAAUCUUGAACCUGUGAAAUGCCUUCUUAAUACAUUCGAGAAAAGGAUCCUGGUUGAGUCAUUGCUUUACAUUAUAACUUAAUGCUUUUCAUAAACCUAAGCUAUGCCCACUGUUGAGAGUGAAGCCAAACUGAAAACCAAAGUUCGCUUUGAAGAAUUACUUAAAACCCACAAUGACCUCAUACGUGAAAAAAAAAAGCUGAAGAAAAAAAUUGUUAAAUCUGGAGAAAAAAUAUCUCUUGACACUGUAAGAAGCAAUCUUCAGAAUAUUAGAGAAAUUGAAAGUGAUGAAGUAAGUGCUACUAGCACUAAUAAUCCAAAGAACAUGGGGGUCACUAAAAACAAAUCCAGGAAUCUGCAGUCAACAACUGAAAAUGCAGAUGAUGAUGGUAGUGUAGAGGAAGACAAGCAGGAAAUGGAGCACAGGAAGGUUAUCAAAACAGCGCGCCAGGUGACUGCACAGGAGAUGGACCUAGAGGCUCCUGAGAAGAAGCUGGGUUCCACUCCUCAGAAAGCACAAAAAAAGGCACCACCAACGGUUGUUCAUCAGAAAAUUGAGAAGGCAGAUGAAGAAAGAGAACAUCAAAAUUUAGAUGAAGAAGAAGAUGAACUAAUGCAAAUGUACCAGGUCCAAGUGGCUGAAGAAAUGGCAAAGGAGAUUAAGAUGAAAAUAAGGAAGAAACUCAAAGAGCAGUUGACUUUCUUACCUUCAGAUACUUCAUUGCAUGAUGACAAACUGAGCAGUGAAAAAAAGAAAAAGAAAAAAAAGAAAGUUCCAGUCCUAUCUAAAGAUGAAACAAGUACAUUGACCAAGUCUGAUGACACAGUUGAAAAUGAGCAAAAAAAGGAGUCUGCACCCGGAAUUGUUAUUUCUGAUUCUCAUCAAAAUGAUGAAAUAAAUUCAAUGUUACAAAAUGUAGAAGAUAGCAUCAAAGAAGACACAAAAUCCAAACCCCCCAAGAAGAAAAAGAAGGCCAAAGCAGUUUCAGGUGAUAAUGAAGACACUGAUGGUGAUGGUGUUCAUGAAAUAACAAGCCAGGACAGUCCACUUUAUCCCAAACGUUUGCUUGAUGAUGACCUUGUCCUGGGAGUUUACAUUCACCGAACUGAUAGACUUAAGUCAGAUUUUUUGAUUUCUCACCCAAUGGUAAAAAUUCAUGUGGUUGAUGAGAAUACUGGUCAAUAUGUCAAGAAAGAUGAUAGUGAACGGCCUGUUUCAUCUUACUAUGAAAAAGAGAGUGUGAAUUAUAUUCUCCCUAUUAUGACCCAGCCAUAUGAUUUUAAACAGUUAAAGUCAAGACUUCCAGAGUGGGAAGAACAAAUUAUAUUUAAUGAAAACUUUUCCUAUUUGCUCCGUGAUGUUGAUGAGAGCCCAAAAGUCAUCUUGUUCUUUGAGAUUCUUGAUUUCUUAAGCAUGGAUGAAAUUAGAAAUAACUCUGAAGUUAAAAACCAAGAAUGUGGCUUCCGGAAAAUUGCCUGGGCAUUUCUCAAGCUUCUAGGAGCCAAUGGAAAUGUAAACAUCGAUUCAAAACUGCGCUUGCAGCUAUAUUACCCACCUGCUAAACCUCGCUCUCCUUUAAAAGUGGUUGAAGUUUUUGAAUGGUGGUCAAAAUGUCCAAGGAAUCGUUAUCCAUCAACAUUGUAUGUAACCGUAAGAGGACUAAAAAUUCCUGAAUAUAUAAAGCCAUCUUACCGUUCUAUGAUGGCUCUUCAGGAGGAAAAAGGUAAACCAGUGCAUUGUGAACAUCACCAUGAAUCAAGUUCAGGAGACUCAGAACCUGGAAUAGAAGAUUCAAAGGAAGUUGUAAAGUGGAAACGACUACCUGGGCAGGCUUGCCGUAUCCCAAACAAGCACCUCUUCUCACUAAAUGCAGGAGAACGAGGAUGUUUUUGUCUUGCUUUCUCCCAUAAUGGAAGAAUAUUAGCAGCAGCUUGUGCUAGCCGGGAUGGAUAUCCAAUUAUUUUAUAUGAAAUCCCAUCUGGACGUUUCAUGAGAGAAUUAUGUGGUCACCUUAAUAUCAUUUAUGAUCUUUGCUGGUCAAAAGAUGAUCGCUAUAUACUUACUGCAUCAUCUGAUGGCACUGCCAGGAUUUGGAAAAAUGAAAUAAACAAUACAAAUACUUUCAGAGUUUUACCUCAUCCUUCUUUUGUUUACACGGCUAAAUUCCAUCCAGCUUUGAAAGAACUGGUGGUUACAGGAUGCUAUGAUUCUGUGAUACGGAUAUGGAAAGUUGAUAUGGGAGAGGACCCUGCAAUUCUGAUUCGACAGUUUGACACUCACAAGAGUUUUAUCAACUCUCUCUGUUUUGAUACUGAAGGUCAUCACAUGUAUUCAGGAGACUGCACAGGAGUGAUUGUUGUUUGGAAUACAUAUGUCAAAGUUAAUGAUGUACAACAUUCAGUGCACCACUGGAGUGUAAAUAAGGAAAUUAAAGAAAGUGAGUUUAAAGGGAUUCCAAUAAGUUAUUUGGAGGGUCAUCCCAAUGGAAAACGUUUGUUAAUACAUACCAAAGAUAGUACUUUGAGAAUUAUGGAUCUCCGACUAUUAGCAGCAAGGAAAUUUGUAGGUGCAGCAAAUUAUCGAGAGAAGAUUCAUAGUACUUUGACACCAUGUGGGACUUUUCUCUUUGCUGGAAGUGAGGAUGGCGUAGUAUAUGUUUGGAACUCAGAAACAGGAGAACAAGUAGCAGUGUAUUCUGACCUGCCUUUCAAAUCACCUGUUCGAGACAUUUCUUAUCACCCACUUGAAAACUUGGCUGCAUUUUGUGCAUUUGGGCAGAAUGAGCCAAUUCUUUUGUAUAUUUAUGACUUCCAUGUUGCCCAACAGGAGGCUGAAAUGUUGAAAAGCUACAAUGGAACGUUUCCAUUACCUGGAAUACACCAAAGUCAAGAUGCUUUAUGUACUGGCCCUAAACUGCCACAUCAAGGCUCUUUUCAGAUUGAUGACUGUGUCCACACUGAAACCUCAUCAUUGAAGAUGCAGCAAGUGAAACAGAAACUUGAUUCUGUCACAGAGGUGAUAAGAGCCUCUGCAGCAAAGGUCAACAAAAAUCUCUUGCUUACUUCAACAUCAGUCUCUUCACAACAGACUAAGUUAAAACAGUCAAACAUGCUGGACGCUCAUCAGAUUCUACGUCAUUUUGGUUUCACUGAGACUGGUGUCAGCACAGUAAGAAAACCUUGUAACCAUCAUAUAGAUACAGCACCAACGGUAGUGGCUCUUUAUGACUACACAGCGAAUCGAUCAGAUGAACUAACCAUCCAUCGCGGAGACAUUAUCCGAGUGUUUUUCAAAGAUAAUGAAGACUGGUGGUAUGGCAGCAUAGGAAAGGGACAAGAAGGUUAUUUUCCAGCUAAUCAUGUGGCUAGUGAAACACUGUACCAAGAACUGCCUCCCGAGAUAAAGGAGCGAUCUCCUCCUUUAACCCUUAAAGAAAAAAACAAGAUGGAAAAACCUUUUUUGGCUCCUCAGAAGAAGUCACUCAAGAAAGACAGGUCCCAGGAUUUCAGGCCGGGUUCACACUCUACAGCACACUCUGAAAUGAGCAGAGAACAAACCCUUGAGGACCGAGGACACAUCAUGGACAUGCAGGUGAAGAAGAAUGAGCAAACAUGCUGAAAAGUCACUUUAAUAGAGUAAAGCAUUGAAGAAUGAAGAUUCAAGAAGCACAUAAACACACAUAAACAGAAUGACAAUUUAAAUCAAAUCAAAUUUCUUCAAAGUUCAGAAUUUUGAGACACUAAGGGGAAAGGAAGGACUCUCUACUCUGCAUCCUUAAGAAAGAAUCUAGAAAAAUCUAAAAUAAGGUAUGGGUAGAAAAGUAAAUGUGGCCUUUUGAAGUUAAUUGUUAUAAACCUUUGUGUCUCUUGUUGGUCAAAGUAUUUACUUUUAUUUAUUUAUAAUUACAUCAAAAUUACAUUACCACUAUUAGAAAACCAAUAAAGAAAAAGCAUAAUUGUUACCAGCAAAUGUGAAGGUAAAGUGUUUGCAUUGUUAAAAUGUCUGUUAAGUAAUAAUUUAAUAUUAUUGUAACUGUAAUGUGGUUAUAUGUGAAAGUUUUUUGCUCAGAAUAUGAAAUAUGUGCUUUUGAAAUUUAUUUAAAGGAACAUUGGUUAGUCAAAAUGGUCCCAGUAACAAAAACUUUAAAAGGGAACAAUUUGCCUUUUAGAAUUAAAAUUUGUGUUUGUUUCAAAUGAAUCGUAGAUAUAAUUUGAUACACAUAAACUAAAAGUGGCAUGUGGCCAGACCAACAACAACAGUGUUCCACAUGACUUUUUAGAAAAAAGAAUUUCCUAUUUAAGCAUAUCAGUGAUUUGUAUGCUAAUAUUGUUUAAUAUUUAUUUUAGUCUUAAUAUUUGUUUUUAUAUUAUUACAUUGCCUAUUAAAGUGUGAUUUUUUUUUCUUUUUGUUUUCUAUGUGAUUAUAAAUCUGUCAAUAAAAUAUCAACUCCAAGAAAGUCAAGACUAAUAUAAAAUUAGAAAGCUUAUUUACCAAAGCAGACAAUUGAUUACAUUAAAAUAAGAAGUGAGAAAAAGCAUGCUGAGCAUUGAGGUGUAAAUUUUACCCGAUGUGAAAUAUCUUCUAGUGAAAAUAUGUUUGGCUCUUAUCCCUGCACAUGUUGUAGAGGCAUGAAAAUUGGUAAACAUGCCCCUGCUCUGUGGACUCUGACAAAGGGAGGGGUCUCUUAAGUGGUGUGUGGCACCAGCAGCAGCUGAAGGCCUUAGCAAGGAGCCCAGGGGUGGUCUCUGCCAACAGCGCUUGCCCCCUGGUUCUGGAUGCAGGUGCCAUCUGCGCUUCAGGUACAGCUGGGCUUGAGUCCCCCUUAUUUUUUCUCUCUCGUGAAUGCCCUUGAUGAUUAAAAAAUAAAAAUAUACAU
This is a messenger RNA of Talpa occidentalis (Iberian mole), 4970 nucleotides long. It is a transcript of the gene AHI1, whose product is annotated as Abelson helper integration site 1. The record is from RefSeq and is a predicted model, not a curated record. The transcript has 27 exons. Gene Ontology annotation, biological process: motile cilium assembly. NCBI's taxonomy places the organism in Eukaryota, Metazoa, Chordata, Mammalia, Eulipotyphla, Talpidae. Bases 197 to 3712 code for a protein of 1171 amino acids. Gene Ontology annotation, cellular component: ciliary basal body. Gene Ontology annotation, molecular function: protein binding.